This is a messenger RNA of Mobula hypostoma (lesser devil ray), 9050 nucleotides long. It is a transcript of the gene xdh, whose product is annotated as xanthine dehydrogenase. The transcript is spliced from 38 exons. The record is from RefSeq and is a predicted model, not a curated record. Gene Ontology annotation, biological process: xanthine catabolic process. NCBI's taxonomy places the organism in Eukaryota, Metazoa, Chordata, Chondrichthyes, Myliobatiformes, Myliobatidae. Gene Ontology annotation, molecular function: FAD binding; 2 iron, 2 sulfur cluster binding; xanthine dehydrogenase activity. The coding region runs from base 246 to 4304 and encodes 1352 amino acids.
AGAGUUUGUUUCCUGAUACUCAUCGCCCUCUUACAUUUGCCAGUUAGUUAGGGAACGGGUGACAUUGCAUCAGAGAAGGCAAACAACAGCGGUGAAUCGGGACCAAGCCACAGGUUAGAAGACACAAGGGAAAGAGAUGAGAAAUUGCAUUUUAUGGGUGAAACUGGGAAACUACGCAGCUUCGAGUUUGAGGGGUCGGUGUUGUGGUACAGCAGACAUUGCAGGAUUGUGUGCUGAGUCUGUGAAUGGAAGACUUCAACCCUGAGGUGGAAGCUUGGAAAAUGAUUCAUGGUAUGGAGAGCUCCACAGUGUCAGAAAGUGACGAGUUGGUUUUCUUUGUCAAUGGACGCAAGGUUGUGGAGAGAAAUGUGGAUCCUGAACUGAACUUGUUAACCUUCCUGAGGAGGAAAUUGGGGCUAACUGGAACCAAGCUCGGCUGUGGGGAAGGAGGGUGUGGCUCUUGCACAGUGAUGAUCUCCAAGUACAACACUCUCCAGGGGAAGAUCAUACACAUGGCUGUGAACGCCUGUCUGGCACCCCUUUGCUCUCUUCACUGGACUGCUGUGACCACGGUGGAGGGGAUCGGGAGCACCAGUACGAGGCUUCAUCCAGUCCAGGAGCGUAUUGCAAAGGCCCACGGCUCCCAGUGUGGAUUCUGCACCCCGGGAAUUGUCAUGUCUGUAUACACUUUAUUGCGGAACAACCUGAACCCCACAAUGGAGGAAAUCGAAGACACCCUCCAAGGAAACUUGUGUCGCUGCACAGGAUACAGACCCAUCCUCGAGGGUUACCGUACCUUCACCCAAUCACCGGGCUGCUGUGGUGGAGCUGCUGAUGGCAAGAGCUGCUGCAAGCAACAACCUGAAGAGGUUGAUCAGAAAUCAUCCAAACUUUUUGAAUCAUCAGAGUUUCAGCCUCUGGAUCCCACUCAGGAACCCAUCUUCCCCCCUGAACUGGCACUUAAUAAAUUUCCUCAGAGAACACUGGUCUUCAGAGGGGAGCGAGUCACUUGGAUUCAACCUACAACCCUAAGCGAGCUGCUGGCUCUGAAGACUAAAUAUCCUGAGGCCAGGCUGGUGGUUGGCAACACAGAAGUGGGCAUUGAGAUGAGAUUCAAGAAUAUGUUGUACCCAGUGAUUCUGGCUCCAGCUCAUAUUUCAGAACUGAAUUCUACCAAACGCACAGAUACAGGGAUAUUGUUUGGGGCGGCAUGCACACUGAGCCACAUCGAGAAUGUGUUGAAAAAAGCUGUGGACGAGCUCCCUGGCUACAGGACAGAGGUCUUCCAGGCUGUGUUGGAGCAGCUGCGGUGGUUUGCAGGGCAGCAGAUCAGGAAUGUGGCGGCUGUAGGAGGGAACAUCAUGACCGCCAGCCCUAUCUCAGACCUCAACCCCCUAUUUGUGGCCUCUGGUUGUCUACUUACCCUGGCAUCCCAAGGGAGUAUCCGCGUCGUGCAGAUGGAUGGAGAUUUUUUUACCGGCUACAGGAAGACCAUAUUAAGCCCGCAGGAGAUCCUGGUCUCUGUGGAGAUUCCGUACACCAGGAAGGGAGAGUACUUCUCAGCAUUCAAACAGGCCCAGCGCCGUGAAGACGACAUUGCCAUUGUCAAUUGUGGGAUGCGAGUUGCUUUCAGGGAGGGGAGCAGCGUUGUGGAAGAGUUGAGGUUGAGCUACGGAGGCAUGGGGCCAACCACUGUGUCUGCAAAGAGAACGUGCCAGGAGCUGGUUGGAAAACAGUGGAAUGAGGAGCUCCUGCAGAACGCCUGCUCGCUGCUUGCAUCUGAGCUCACACUUUCACCCUCUGCUCCUGGUGGGAUGGUACAAUUCCGGCGUACCCUCAGCCUUAGCUUCUUCUUCAAGUUCUACCUCAGCGUGCUACAGAAACUGGGACAAAACUUCAAGGGUGAUUUUCAAGUGGAAUCCAUCCCACCAGAAUACAUCAGUGCCACUGAGUUAUUCCACAAGGACCUUACCUCUUCUGUGCAGCUGUUUCAGGGAGUCCCUCCUGGCCAUCUCCCCUCGGAUAUGGUUGGCCAUCCACUGCCGCAUCUGUCGAGCCUCAAGCAGGCCACAGGGGAGGCCAUUUACUGCGAUGACCUGCCGCUUUUUGAGAAUGAGCUAUACCUGGCUCUAGUGACCAGCACGGAAGCUCACGCUCAGAUCAGUUCAAUUGACACCAGCCAGGCCCUGAAGGUUCCUGGAGUCACCCGUUUCCUCACGGCCGAAGACGUCCCAGGAAGCAAUGAGACUGGAUGCCUGAAAAUGGAUGAGACUGUGUUCGCUGACGGUGAAGUCACUUGUGUCGGACACGUCAUCGGGGCAGUUGUUGCUGACACAGAGGCUCAUGCCCAGAUGGCUGCAAAGGCAGUGAAGGUUACAUACAAAAAGCUAAAGCCUAUCGUCACUAUUCAGGAAGCCAUCAGCCACCAAUCGUUCCACAUUUCACCAUUAAAACUUGAGAAUGGAAACAUCGAGCAAGGAUUUAGACAAGCUGAUGACAUCAUUGAAGGGGAAAUGUACAUUGGAGGCCAGGAGCAUUUCUACCUGGAGACACAUUGCACAGUGGCUGUGCCCAAAGGUGAAGACGGGGAAAUGGAACUCUUUUCAUCAACACAGAGCCCUUCACAAACACAGUUCCUUGUUGCAAAAGCUCUUGGUGUCCCUGCCAAUAGGAUUUGCUGUCGGGUGAAGCGGCUCGGAGGGGGCUUUGGUGGGAAGGAGUCAAGGAGCACGUUGCUGUCGAUCGUGGUGGCAGUUGCUGCUUACAAGACAAAGCGCCCCAUUCGAUGUGCACUUAGUCGUGAUGUGGACAUGUUGGUGAGUGGGGGAAGAAAUCCUUUUCUGGGACGCUACAAGGUUGGGUACCAGAAAAGUGGGAAAGUCGUGGCUAUGGAUCUCAAACUUUACUGCAAUGCAGGAAAUAGCCUGGAUCUUUCAUCCGCUGUCAUGGAACGGGCUUUGUUUCACAUUGAGAACUGUUAUAAAAUUCCAAACAUUCGAGCGAUUGGCUAUGUCUGCAAAACGAACCUACCUUCCAACACGGCGUUCCGCGGAUUCGGGGGGCCUCAGGCAAUGAUGAUUGCUGAGAGUUGUAUGGAUGCUGUCAUCCAGAAGAGUGGACUACCUGCACACCAGGUGCGGAAGUUGAAUCUUUACCAAGAAGGAGAUACCACCCAUUUCAACCAAAAGUUGGAAGAUGUGAAUAUUGGAAAAUGUUGGGAUGAGUGCAUAGAGAGAUCAUCCUAUCACAGCAGAACAAAGGCAGUGGAUGUAUUUAACAGGCAGCAUCGCUGGAAGAAGAGAGGACUGGCGAUUAUUCCAACCAUGUUUGGAAUAAGCUUCAGUGUUACGUUUUUGAAUCAGGCAGGGGCUUUGGUUCACAUUUACACUGAUGGCUCAGUGCUCCUGACUCAUGGUGGAACUGAAAUGGGCCAAGGGCUCCACACCAAGAUGGUGCAGGUUGCCAGUAAAGCGCUGGGAAUCCCAGUUUCCCUGGUUCACAUCAGUGAAACAAGCACCAACACUGUUCCAAACACAAGCCCAACAGCAGCAUCAGUCAGCUCCGAUAUGAAUGGAAUGGCAGUUAAGAAUGCAUGUCAGACUCUUCUGGAAAGGCUAGAACCACUUAAGGCUGCCAAUCCAACAGGAACCUGGGAGCAAUGGGUCUCUGCUGCUUACCUGCAAAGAGUGAGUCUAUCUGCAGCAGGGUUUUACAGGACUCCAGGUUUGAACUAUAACUGGAAGGAGAACAAAGGAAGUCCCUAUUCUUAUUUUUGUUAUGGGGUGGCUUGUUCUGAAGUUGAAGUUGACUGUCUCACUGGGGAUCACAAGAAUCUCCGCACUGACAUUGUCAUGGAUGUCGGCCUGAGUCUGAACCCGGCGUUGGACAUUGGGCAGGUGGAAGGAGCCUUUGCACAGGGCCUCGGCCUCUUCACUUUGGAGGAGUUACGUUAUUCACCAGAUGGAGUCCUGUACACCCGGGGUCCGGGCACCUACAAGAUCCCAGCGGCUGGAGACAUUCCUGCCAAGUUCAACGUAUCCCUGCUGCGGGAAGCUCCAAACAAGAAAGCUAUUUAUUCUUCCAAGGCUGUUGGAGAACCCCCUCUAUUCCUCGCGGCCUCCAUAUUCUUUGCCAUCAAGGAUGCUAUUGCCGCUGCCAGGGCAGCGUUUGGAGUGAUGGAUCCUUUCCGUUUGGACAGUCCAGCAACGCCAGAUAGGAUACGAGUUGCCUGUGUGGACACCUUGACCAAGAUGUGUCCUCCUGCCGAACCAGGAACUUUUACUCCUUGGAACGUUGAAGUAUAGCCAGAGCUCAGAAGAUGACUGACUCCAGUGAGAGAAUAAGAGAAAGUCUGAUCAUUAUUUCACUGUCAAGCCUUCACUGACACUCAGCAACAGGAUCAAAUUCAAUUCAAAUUCAAAGUUUUGUUUUAGUUCAAAAAAUAAAUGAUUGAAGGGAAGCAGCUAUUUUUGAAUGUGCUUUCUGUACCUUCUGCCCAAUGUUAGCUGUGAAAGAUGGCCUGGCUCUGAUGGUGGGGAUCUUUGAUGAUGGGCGUUGCUUCCUGUAGAUACUACCAAUGGUGAGGGGGUGGAGGGGGGAGAUGUGCCAGUGAUGUAUUGGACAGGAUCUAUGACACUCUGCUCUUCUAGGGUUCCUGUGUAUUCAGAUUGCAACCAGUCAGGAUACUUUCAACAGUACAUCAGUGGAAGUUUGUCAGAAUGUUUACUGACAAGCUGAACCUCUUUAAUCUAAUAAAGCUGAUUGCACACCUUCCUUAUGCACCUAUGUGUUAUGGUCCAGGACAGGUCAUUCUAUAUGUUAAUGCAUGGAAAUUUAAACCUGCUGAUCCCCCCCAGUGUAGGUUUGCAUAUACUCGCCCUCCAUUCCCUUCCUAAGGUCACCCAUCAGCUUGUCGGUUUUGCUAUUGUUGAGCGAUUGGUUGUUUCUCUUCCACCACUCAACUAAAUGUCCCUCUUGCUCUGGUAAGCGGACUCAUUUCCAUCUGCGAUUCAUCCGACAGCAUUAAUGUCACCAGCAGAUUUGAAAAUGGCAUUGGAGUGGAGCUUACCAUCAUAGCCAUGUGUGCAUAGGGAACAGCGCAAGGAGCUAAGCACGCAGCCUUGAGGUGCACCUAUGUUGGUGGUCUGCAAGGGGGAGAUGUUGUUACCAAUCCUCAUUGACUGAGCUCUGCUGAUAAGGAAGUCAACAAUCCAGUUGCAGAGGGAGGUGUGGAGGUGCUAGGUCUUGAAGCUCCAUGGUGAGUUUGGAUGGCAUAAUUAUGUUCAACAAAAAGCUGUAGUGGCAUAUGAUUUCUUGCUGUCCAGAUGCUUCAGAGCAGAAGAAAGAGCCAUAGAAAUUGCUUCUGCUCUUAGCAGCAGCUGUCGGUAAUUUAGUCAAAUCCAUCAUGAUCUUGUUGAAUGGUGAAGCAUUUCUGAAGGGACAAAGAUUCACAAGAUGUUGCUGGUACUGGAGGGUUUGAGUUAUAAGGAGAGACUGGAUAGACAGAGGCUUCUCUUCAUUCCCCCUCCCCCCAACUGAAACAUAAGAAGCUGAGGGGUGAUCUUGUACAUAAUACCAUGAAGGGCAUAGAUAAGGUGGAUUUUCACAGCUUUUUCCAGUGUAUGGGAGACCAUCGAUUUAAGGUGAGAAGGGAAAGAUUUGAAAAGGAACCUGAGGGGGAACAACUUCAGUCAGAGAGUGGCGAGUGUACGGAACAAGUGGUAGAGGCGGGUACAAUUAUGAUGUUUCAAAGACGUUUCAUCAGGGACAUGAAGAGGAAAUUGUUGAAUUCAACAGUGAUUCUCAAGAAUGCCAGUGAGUUCAGGCAUAAGACGAGGUGUUUAUUCUUGCUUGAUCUUUGUGGCAACUGUGUAAGAUGUUGAAGGGAGGUCACAGUGGGAAUAGGAUGCUUUCAGUUACAUUGCACUUGCAACCAUUCCCUUUGUUAUCUCCACCCGCACGCUGUAUCCUCUCUUUGCCCAGAUAUGAUGUAUGGUCAUCAGACUGAAUCAUUGACUGUUUGCGUCUCUGCAGACAUUAUCUGACAUUCCAAAUGUUUACAACCUUAGAACGUGUAGACAGUGCGUAAGAAGAACAGGAUCGUUGGCCCGCUAUGUCCGCUCCAAACAUGAAACUAAUCCCACCUGCCUUCACAUGAUCCAUCUCUCUCCAUGACCUUCAUGUAUAUGUGUCUAUCUAAAUGCCCCUUAAAUUCCACUAUAGUGUGGGCUUUCACUGCCACCGCAGGCCCUGUGUUCCAGGUACAUACCACUCUCAAUUUUUUAAAAAACUGUCCUGCACACCACCUUUCACCUUUCCUCUCUCAUCUUAAGAGCUAUGCCUUCCUGUAUUGGACAUUUCUACCCUAGGGAAGAGACUGUGAUUAUCUGCACUAUUUACCCUCCUCAUAAUUUUAUAAACUUUUAAUAGUCUCCCCUCAGCCUCUGACACUCCCCAGAAAACAAUCCAAGCUAUUACCUUCUAAUACAAGCAGCCUCCUAGAAAACCUCACCUGCACCUUCUCCAAAGCCCCCACAUCUUUCCUGAAAUGUGGUGACCAGAACUUCACGCAAUACCUCAGAUGUGACGCAAUUAGAAUUUCAUACAUCUGAUUCUAUCUUUAUUUUAGAUUGCCAGCACCUGCGAUUUGACUUUUAUUUCAUAUCCAAAUUCAUGGAGUCAGAAAUUUUGACAGCAUGGAAUCUGGCCCUUUGGUCCAACUAGCCUGUGCCAAUCAAGAUGCCCCAUCUAUUUGCCAGUUUGGCCCGUGACCUUCCAAACCUUUCCAAUCCAUGUAUCUGGAAUUGGAAGAACCAUUGAUGAAUAAUAUGGCUGAUUACUGACUGUGGCUUCAAAGUUUAAGUUUGGGAGCAUUUGUCUCAAGACUACUCACCAAUUUCAUUACAUUUCAAAAAAAGUCCUCGUGUUGGAAAAUUGUGGGCGUUGAUCACCAAGGAGCCUAGCAAUCCAGUUGUAGACAGAAUCCUUUACAAUUACUUUUCCUCUCCAUACGAUUUCCUCAAGCUCCAUCAUUUUGCUCAUCGACCUGCUGCUCCUCAUUGGCACAGUCUGAGAAUAUAUCAAAUUCCCUCCUACACACUGGUGGCAAGUCAUCUACCACUCUCUCCAUCUUUCCAUUAGCAGAGUAGUGAAAGAGAAGCACAGCGGUUAGCACUGCUUCCUCACUCCUCUAGAAACAUAUGAUCUAACUUCCUUCGAUGCUGUCAGUGUGGAGUUUAUAUACUGCCCCUGAUAUAGCUCUGGUUUUGUGCAUUGCCCUGAAGACUUGUUGAGAUAAAAAUUAAUUACUGGAAAUUUUCCCUUAUUGUUAGGUAAGGAAUCGGUGGGCAUCUGAGAGAAAUCAAAAAAUAACAUCAAAUUUGAUGAUCAUUCAAUUUUAUUACAAUGUCAAGUUUUUCUAUAGAGUCCUCAAGACAUGCUACCGACUAUCAGCCGCCCAUUUACACCAAUCAUAAGACCAUAAGACAAAGGAGCAGAAGUCGGCCAUUCAGCCCAUCGAGUCUGCUCCGCCAUUUUAUCAUGAGCUGAUCCAUUCUCCCAUUUAGUCCCACUCCCCUGCUUUCUCACCAUAACCUUUGAUGCCCUGGCUACUCAGAUACCUAUCAAUCUCUGCCUUAAAUACACCCAAUGACUUGGCCUCCACUGCUGCCCGUGGCAACAAAUUCCAUAGAUUCACCACCCUCUGACUAAAAAAGUUUCUUCGCAUUUCUGUUCUGAAUGGGCGCCCUUCAAUCCUUAAGUCAUGCCCUCUCGUACUGGACUCCCCCAUCAUGGGAAACAACUUUGCCACAUCCACUCUGUCCAUGCCUUUCAACAUUCGAAAUGUUUCUAUGAGGUCUCCCCUCAUUCUUCUAAACUCCAAGGAAUACAGUCCAAGAGUGGACAAAUGUUCCUCCUAUGUUAACCCUCUCAUUCCCAGAAUCAUUCUGGUGAAUCUUCUCUGUACCCUCUCCAACGUCACCACAUCCUUUCUUAAAUAAGGAGACCAAAACUGCCCACAGUACUCCAAGUGAGGUCUCACCAGCGCCUUAUAGAGCCUCAACAUCACAUCCCUGCGCCUAUACUCUAUUCCUCCAGAAAUGAAUGCCAACAUUGCAUUCGCCUUCUUCACCACCGACUCAACCUGGAGGUUAACUUUAAGGAUAUCCUGUACGAGGACUCCCAAGUUCCGUUGCAUCUCAGAAUCCAAUCAAUCAAUCCAACAUCAAUCCCAUUUAAAAAAAUUUUCCCCCCAAUUCUAUCAACUCCCCCCAGACUCUACCACCCACCUACCCACAAGAAACAGUUCACAGUGGCCAAUUAACCACAUAUCGUUGGAAUGUGUGAGGAAGCUGGACCGCCCCAGAGAAAUGCACACGGUCACGUGGUAAGUCAGGAGAUGGUCUUUGGCACUAUGAGGCAAUGGGUCUACCAGGAACACCACGUAUCAUUGUGUUAAGGUAAAUAUUCCACAGACCAUUAAAAUUAACUAGAAGCAAAAAGUGACAUUUCCCAAUAGAAAAAAAAGUGUCAUUUUCAACAAAGAAACCAAUGAUGAAAGUGUGUUUAAUAAGGAGAAAAAUAAUGGGGCAGUGGUACAAGAAUGAUGCACAAGAUAAUCUUAGAAAUACAUGAUAAUUUAAUUUAAAUCUAAAUGAUCUGCAAAGGUGGAUUUGUAUUGAAUGAUUAUUUGUGAUGUUCAACAUUCCUGUUCCAUGUGUAAUGAAUCAGAGCCACUGAUAGUCUAUAUUGUCUGUCAGGCUUAAUGACUGAAUGAUAAGGUUUCCAGUUACAAAAAAUAUAUUCCAAGUAAUCAAACCUUUGGCAAAUAUUUAAAGAUAAGUACAAAUCCCCUUGUAUAUUUUAUUAAACAUCUUCUGGUAAUUGGCCUAUUUUGUGGGUGAAUGCCCUGUCCAGUGUGGUACUGUUCUAUAAAUAGAUUUUAUAUUAGAACAUAAAAGUAAACUGCGUACACAAAGUGAUCUCUAUGUCAAUUCAGGUGGAAGCAAUGAAGUAAAUUAUAAUUGUGUAAUUAAUAAUUCAAUAAAAAU